Messenger RNA from Plutella xylostella (diamondback moth), 2342 nucleotides. NCBI's taxonomy places the organism in Eukaryota, Metazoa, Arthropoda, Insecta, Lepidoptera, Plutellidae. The record is from RefSeq and is a predicted model, not a curated record.
GAGGCCCCCAGCCCGCGUCUAGUGCUCUCAGGACCGCGGCACUGAGCACGCGACCUCUCGUGAUAACCGCUCGUUGAUUAUACUCGGUGUAGUGAUUGACUUCGUUUGUUCAUUGUUGGAGAUCGGAUUUGGACAGAAGCCAUGGAGGCCGGAGAUUUCAAAGACUUUGCGAAAGCAAUGACAGAAUACAUUGCUGAAUAUCUGGAAAAUAUUCGAGACAGACAAGUGGUCCCAUCAGUGAAGCCGGGCUACCUGCGUCCUCUAGUCCCAGAACAAGCGCCUCAGCAGGCCGAGCACUGGACGGCGGUGAUGCAGGACAUCGAGCGCGUGGUCAUGUCCGGGGUCACCCACUGGCACUCCCCGCGCUUCCACGCCUACUUCCCCACCGCCAACUCCUACCCGGCCAUUGUCGCCGACAUGCUCAGCGGGGCCAUCGCUUGCAUAGGAUUCACUUGGAUUGCCAGCCCGGCUUGCACGGAGCUCGAAGUGGUGAUGUUGGACUGGCUCGGCCAGAUGUUGGGGCUUCCGGAGAGCUUCCUAGCGCGGUCGGGGGGCGAGGCUGGAGGAGUCAUCCAGGGGACUGCCAGCGAGGCUACCCUGGUGGCCUUGCUCGGCGCCAAGGCUAAGACGCUGUUUGAAGUCAAGGCGAAACACCCUGAGUGGGCCGACAAGGACAUCAUCCCUAAGCUUGUUGGAUAUUGCAACAGUCAAGCCCAUUCGUCAGUGGAGCGUGCAGGUCUGCUGGGCGGCGUGCUGCUCCGCAAGGUGAACCCCGACUCCUCGCGGCGCCUCCGCGGAGACACGCUGAGAGAGACUAUCGAGGAAGACGUCAAGAACGGACUUAUUCCUUUCUACGUGGUAGCCACUUUGGGAACCACUUCUUCGUGCGCUUUCGACGCGUUAGAAGAGAUCGGCGACGUGUGCCGCGAGAAGGACAUCUGGCUGCACGUUGACGCGGCGUACGCGGGGUCCGCCUUCAUCUGCCCCGAGUACCGCUACCUGAUGAAGGGCAUCGAGAAGGCAGACUCCUUCAACUUCAACCCGCACAAGUGGAUGCUGGUCAACUUCGACUGCUCCGCCAUGUGGCUGAAGCAGCCGCGCUGGAUCGUCGACGCGUUUAACGUAGAUCCUUUGUACUUGAAGCAUGACCAGCAGGGGUCGGCUCCUGAUUACCGCCACUGGCAGAUCCCGUUAGGCCGCAGGUUCCGUGCGCUGAAGCUCUGGUUCGUACUGCGACUAUACGGGGUCGAGAACCUCCAGAAGCACAUUAGAAAGCACAUCGCUUUAGCUCAUCUUUACGAGAAGCUCUGCUCAUCAGAUGAAAGGUUCGAGAUCUACGAAGAAGUGACGAUGGGUCUGGUCUGCUUCAGGCUGAAGGGCAACAAUGAGAUCAACGAGGAGCUGCUAAGGAACAUCAAUGGACGCGGCAAGAUCCACCUGGUUCCGUCUAAAAUAGACGAUGUCUACUUCCUGAGGCUGGCCAUCUGCUCUCGCUUCUCAGAGGAGAGCGACAUUCACAUCUCGUGGGAAGAAAUAAAGGACUGUGCUGAUGAGGUACUUAAAAACCACAAAAAGUAAAGACGAAUAUAAUAUACACUAAAUAAGCAAUAUCGCCGAUGUUAACAGGAAAAUACGAGCGAGAAUUCCUGCAUAAAAGUUACAUGUACUUAAUGCUUGUCAGUUUGUAGUCUGUACCAAAUAGCUGUACUGUAUUAGCUUAGUGUAAUUGAGCCCAUUUUACUGGCCCAAACGUAAAUUCCUCACUAAACAUUUUUAUGCCCAACAGAAGUAUUAUACCUACCUACAUUGUACACUUCUAUAAUGACCUUACAAUCUACUAUGACCUAAACUGAGAACAUAUAUACAUAAUACAUUUUGUUAUUUAUAACGGCUGUAAGAAGCCUAAUCGUUGCUCAUUCUUUGUAUUUAUUAUAAUAAAUUAUUACGCAUGGUUAGGUGAUCAACCGAACGUUAACUAUGACUAUACGAAGAGUAUAGGUAUUACCUAUUUAUAAUUUUAUAUUAAUUUAAGUUAUUUCUGUGUUGUGAUAACAGAGUGAUAAUAAGACGUUACUAGGGCCAACUAUUUUAAUACGUAUGAUAUUGAAUAAGAUAUGUUUCCUGUGUGUAUAUGCAUAUUUAUGUACUAUACACACGAUACUGAAUAUAUUCGUCUUGCCUAUUAUUAUUAUAAAUGUACCUGUGUAAAUUACGUUAGAAAUCAUGUAUUAAAUUAGAUACAUUAUGUGUAUGUAAAAAAUAUAAGUACUUUCGUUGAUUGAUGAUUCCUACGGUAUUAAAUGCACUUUAAAUUGUUUUUCCCUUAACUUACUUCAAAUAUC